Messenger RNA from Benincasa hispida (wax gourd), 666 nucleotides. Its product is annotated as putative E3 ubiquitin-protein ligase ATL44. NCBI's taxonomy places the organism in Eukaryota, Viridiplantae, Streptophyta, Magnoliopsida, Cucurbitales, Cucurbitaceae. Gene Ontology annotation, biological process: protein ubiquitination. The record is from RefSeq and is a predicted model, not a curated record.
UCUUCUAAUUCAUAACAAACAACGCCAUUACAAUGCAGGUGUUUUGGAAGUUUCUUUUUGCCUUGAAACCAUCACCAAUUAACAAACUUCAACACACAAAAGGAUUAAUUAAACUUAAUUAAACCAUUAAUUUCCCUUUAAUCCUCCACGAUGUCAGACACCGACGCCACAAUUUACAGCCGAAAACUCGACAUUUUCCUCGUCGCAAUUGGCUCCGCUGGCGCCGUCGUCACCAUUUACCACUGCAUCAUGGCUUGUUGGUGCGAUCGCCGCCGCUUCAACUCCGGUGGCCAAACACCGGCAAACGACCCUCACUCCUUGCCGAUUACGGAUACGCCGCGGAGCACCGAGAAUUCGGUGGUUCAUUUGAUUCCGGCUCACAAGUAUGAGAAGCGAAUGGCGGUGGACGGCGGGGGUUGCGGUGGAGAUCACGGCGAAGGGGAUGGCACGUGCGCGAUUUGUUUGAGUGAAUUUGAAGAAGGGGAGGAAAUAAAGACGUUGCCGGAGUGUAUGCAUUCGUAUCACGUGCCGUGUAUCGACAUGUGGCUUUACUCUCACUCGAGCUGUCCGAUGUGUCGUACUAAUGCUACUCCGACGUCGUUUCAUGAUAGGCUGCAGUUUGAAACGCAGCCGAGUUCUGGGAUUGUUGUGCACGUGCUUCCAUGA